AGUAGGAGGCGAUAUACAAUAGGAGGAAAAACACCGAGCCAGCUUAUCACACAGGACUGUAAUCACGUUUGACAGCUGCGGACCUCAACAGCGUUUUGCCCGUCGUUCUCAGCCGAGAUGUCUGUAAAGGCCAUUUCUGAGCGGACAGGAAAAGAGCUCCUGUAUAAAUACAUCUGCACCACAGCAGUUGUGCGAAACCGUUUCUCCUGUGUGACGGUCACUACAGACACCAACUGGGACUGCAUUACAGUGGACCACCCGUGGCUGCUAACAGAAAGGCUAGUUGUGAAGCCAGAUCAACUGAUUAAACGAAGAGGAAAGCUGGGAUUGGUAGCAGUUGACCUGAAACUUGAGAGUGUCCAGGAAUGGCUGAAAUCACAUCUGAUGACAGAAAUUACAGUUGGGAAUGCAAAAGGGGUUUUAAAGAAGUUCCUCAUUGAGCCAUUUGUUCCUCAUAUUCAGGAAGAGGAGUUUUAUGUGUGUAUAUACGCAAGCCGGGAGGGCAGUCAUGUUCUGUUCCAUCAUGAGGGUGGAGUGGAGAUUGGAGAUGUGGACAACAAAGCCCAGAGACUAACAUUGGGAAUAGAUGAGAAGCUCAUGGAAGAAAUAGUUACCCAGCAGUUACUUGUACAUGUUCCUGAUGACAAGAAAGAAGUGCUGGCAAGCUUCAUAGUGGGCCUCUUCAAUUUGUAUGAAGACCUUUACUUCACAUAUCUGGAGAUCAACCCACUUGUGGUCACUAAGGAUGGAGUGUAUGUCUUAGAUAUGGCAGCCAAAAUUGAUUCUGCAGCAGAGUACAUCUGCAAGCCCAAGUGGGGUGAUGUAGAGUUUCCUCCUCCAUUUGGCAGAGAAGCUUAUCCUGAGGAAGCAUACAUUGCAGAUCUGGAUUCUAAGAGUGGUGCUAGUCUGAAACUCACUGUGCUGAACCCCAGUGGACGCAUCUGGACCAUGGUGGCUGGCGGUGGUGCAUCUGUGGUGUACAGUGACACUAUAUGUGAUCUGGGUGGAGUAGAUGAGUUGGCCAACUAUGGUGAAUACUCUGGAUCUCCCAGCGAGCAGCAGAUGUAUGAUUAUGCCAAGACUAUCCUUUUACUUAUGACCCGAGAAAAACACUCUGAUGGAAAGGUGUUGAUCAUUGGUGGCAGUAUUGCUAACUUCACAAAUGUAGCAGCAACUUUUAAGGGUAUUGUGAGAGCUAUCAAAGACUACCAGGAGCCUCUAAAAGAACAUGAGGUUACCAUCUUUGUGCGACGAGGAGGUCCAAACUACCAGGAAGGAUUGAGAGUGAUGGGGGAAGUUGGAAAGACUACUGGUAUUCCCAUUCAUGUCUUUGGCACAGAAACACACAUGACUGCCAUUGUUGGCAUGGCACUGGGUCAUCGGCCAAUUCCCAAUCAGCCUCCAGUGGCAGCACACACUGCCAGUUUCCUGUUGAAUAGCAGUGCUAGUGCUGCUACACCACCAAUAACUAGAAAUACUUCAUUGUCUGAACACAACACCUGUAGUGUCACAGAUGCCAUCACACCCACAACAGGUGCUCCACCAGUAGUUUCCACUCAUUGCCAUUCAUGGUCUGGUAAAGUCAUGUUAAAUGCAGCAGUAAAAGCUAAACCCACGACUCUGUUCAGCAGACAGACCAAGGUAAUCGUGUGUGGCAUACAGACACAGGCAGUUCAGGGCAUGCUGGACUUUGAUUACGUGUGUUCUCGUGAUGAACCCUCUGUUGUCGCAAUGGUCUACCCCUACACUGGUGACCACAAGCAGAAAUUUUACUGGGGUCAUAAGGAGAUCUUACUGUCUGUCUAUAAGAACAUGGCUGAUGCUAUGAAGAAACAUCCAGAUGUUGACGUACUCAUUAACUUUGCCUCCCUUCGCUCAGCCUUCGACAGUACCAUGGAAACACUUCAGUACCCUCAGAUACGCACUAUAGCCAUCAUAGCUGAAGGCAUUCCUGAAGCUCUGACUCGCAAACUUAUCAAAACAGCUGAUGAAAAGGGCGUCACUAUCAUUGGACCUGCUACUGUUGGUGGUAUAAAGCCAGGCUGCUUUAAGAUUGGGAACACAGGUGGAAUGCUUGACAAUAUUCUGGCAUCAAAGUUGUACAGGCCAGGCAGUGUGGCAUAUGUGUCCAGUUCAGGAGGGAUGUCCAAUGAACUCAACAACAUCAUCUCACACACUACAGAUGGGGUUUAUGAGGGAGUUGCUAUUGGAGGGGACAGAUUUCCUGGUUCCACAUUCAUGGACCAUGUGCUUAGGUAUCAGGACACUCCAGGCAUCAAGAUGAUUGUUGUGCUGGGAGAGAUUGGAGGCACGGAGGAGUAUAACAUCUGUCAAGGCAUUACAGAUGGCCUAAUCACUAAACCAAUUGUAUGUUGGUGUAUUGGAACAUGUGCUACCCUGUUGUCUUCUGAGGUGCAGUUUGGCCAUGCUGGAGCAUGUGCCACGCAAGUGUUAGAGACAGCUGUUGCCAAAAAUCAAGCACUGCGGGAAGCAGGUGCAUUUGUGCCCAAUAGCUUUGAUGAAUUGGGCGAUGUCAUCAAGUUUGUUUAUGAUGACCUUGUCACAAAUGGAAUCAUUGUUCCAGAACAGGAGGUUCCUCCUCCUACUGUUCCAAUGGAUUACUCCUGGGCAAGAGAGCUGGGGUUGAUUCGAAAACCUGCGUCGUUCAUGACUAGUAUUUGUGAUGAAAGAGGCCAGGAGGUCAUAUACGCCGGUAUGCCCAUCACAGAGGUGUUUAAAGAGGAAAUGGGUGUCGGAGGAGUGCUGGGCCUGUUGUGGUUCCAGAGGAGGUUACCACGUUACGCAUGUCAGUUCAUCGAGAUGUGUUUGAUGGUGACUGCAGAUCAUGGGCCAGCUGUAUCUGGUGCACAUAACACCAUUGUGUGUGCUCGUGCUGGUAAAGAUCUGGUGUCCAGUUUGACCUCUGGACUUCUGACAAUCGGAGACCGUUUUGGUGGUGCUCUGGAUGCAGCUGCUAAACAGUUUAGUAAAGCAUUUGACAGCGGCUUGCUGCCCAUGGAGUUUGUCAACAAAAUGAAGAAAGAUGGUGUACUGAUUAUGGGCAUUGGCCAUAGAGUAAAAUCAAUCAAUAACCCUGAUAUGCGGGUGCAGAUCCUGAAGGACUUUGUGAAGCAGCAUUUCCCUUCAACACAGUUACUGGAUUAUGCUCUUGAAGUCGAGAAGAUCACCACCUCAAAAAAGCCCAACCUUAUUUUAAACAUUGAUGGUUUUAUUGGUGUGGCUUUUGUCGACCUCUUAAGAACAUGUGGAGGUUUUACACGAGAUGAAGCAGAUGAAUUUGUUGAUAUCGGCACUCUCAAUGGAAUCUUCGUUUUGGGACGCAGCAUUGGUUUUAUCGGUCACUAUCUGGACCAGAAACGUCUGAAGCAGGGUCUCUACCGACAUCCAUGGGAUGAUAUCUCCUACGUUCUUCCUGAGCACAUGUCAACGUAAACCGGAAACUUUUAAAUAUUUUGGGGAUAUAUAUUUUGAUUCAGAAACAUAUCUAUUUCAUUACUUUAUCAAAAUGGAAAAGGGAGGGGUAAAUUAUUUAGUCAUAACCAAAGAGAUGUGGUGAUAAAAUACUAGCGAACUUGGUAACUUUCACAAAGCAUGAACAUUUUCAAUUGAAUUUGUAAAAUGGCUGCUUAUGUAACAAAUAUUUAAUGUUUUCUAAGAACAUCUUGUUCCCAACUCUACAAUGCAUCUUUCUUUACUCUGGUUAGGAUUUAGAAAUGAACUUCUAUUAAUAGAGGAUGUUAGGGUGUCAAUUCUAAUUUGUAUGAAAACACCACAUCUUAAAUAUGCAAAGCACCAAAUUAUACAUAUUUAUAAAUAUUAUUUGUUACUAAAUGUUAAUACGCAAAUUUUAUUAUGCCAUCAACAUUUAUAAUACAGUGGAAAAAGAUUAUAAUGAUACAUACUAAAAUACAUAGUUCCAAAAAAAAAUUUAAUGAGAUGCAUGCUGCUACUUAACGAGAUAACGAGAGACACACUGAACCAGGUGGAAGCAAAUUUGCAAUUCACAGUAAGCACAUUCAUUUACAAAAGAAAGGUGAAUUUAAAUCAGCUUCUUUGCUGUUGUUUUUAUGCACCAAGAUCUGUUACUUUUGAAAAUAAAGUUCUUUAUAAGUUA
Messenger RNA from Danio rerio (zebrafish), 4135 nucleotides. Lineage: Eukaryota; Metazoa; Chordata; Actinopteri; Cypriniformes; Danionidae. The record is from RefSeq and is a predicted model, not a curated record.